AUGGCAUCUCGAAAAAAGAAACUACCCCAGGAGGGUACCCUCAGUUCGGCUGAGGGAGAAUCCCUCCCUGUGGCUACGGCUGCAGGCUGCCCCUCGUAUUCUGGGGGGGGCAAGGGCUGCCUUACUGUCACCCAAAAAACGACCUUGGCGAGAAAUUUGGAUUCUGAAGCAUGCGAUUUGGUUUUAAGGAAGGAAAAAGAGGUUGGUGUUGGGAACGGGAGACCUGCAGAGUGCCGUGAGGCGGCCCCAGGUCAGACCAAUGAUGACACCAUGGAGUGCGAUGGUAGGGCAGCGUCGGAUUCCGAUUGCAGCCACAUCGUCGUUUCCGAGAGGUCCCAGAUUUCGGAGGCGGCCGCAGCGAUGUUCGGCGCGAAGCGGCCCCGCCUCAGCGAGGGAUCCGAGGACGAAGACCGGGCGGUGUCCCUAGCGAUGGCAAGGUGGCGCCAGCAAGAAAAGAGGGCUGCGGCCAAAGCUCGGGCCAAGAAUAAGGAGGAAGACCUCGAGAAGGAAGCUAAGAUUGCUCGUUUCCGGCGCGAGACAAGGUCUGCGCUGUUUUCUCGACCUGCGGAAGGAACGGGAGAGAGAUGCGCCGCUCAGCUUCAUGAGCAGGUGCAGGAGGACCUGGAGAUUAUAAUGAAGGUGGCAACCAAGUCGUCCAACCUAAAGGGUACCUUUGUGCGGGCCUUGAAGGACGCUGCGGCAUCCAUCAAGGAAGCUGUGGAAGUCCUCGGGGCUCGCACACAAACGGAAGAGACACAGCAGCUGCAGGCAGACAAUGCCCGCCUGCGCGCCGAGAUGGACGCACUCCGUAAGGAGCUUGCUGCCAUCAAGGAGGACCUGCGGACACGGGGUUCCGCUGGCCAUUCCGACCCUGAUGUGACAAUGGAGGCCGCCCCCGCAUCACGGCCCCCACAAACACAAACACCGAGCGAGACGCUCUCCGUGGAGGAGAUCUGUCGUGCAGUGAUGGUUCAGGUCGGGGGGAUGAUGAACGCCCGCCUGGCCUCGCUGGAGGACAGACUUCUCCCGGAGAAGAACCUGCGGCCGCCUCUCGCGGCCGAUACGAGGAAGGACGGGAGCACAUACGCCGACAAACUUGCGCGGCAACAGACGGCACCCAAAGUGGCGGCUCAACCUGGCCCCAGCGGCACUCAAAGGAAAGCCCCAUCGGCGCCACACCAGCGCCCGUCGGGUCCUGCCCAGACCUCCUUACCCGCUAGCGGGGAAAAAGAGAAAAGAAAGAGGAGGAGAAAAAGGAAGAAGAAGAAGAAGAAAGACCCACCACCCGGGCAGCAGCCGUCGCAGCCCGCGGUUGGCGAGUGGACAAAGGUGGGCCCUAAAAGGCGGCCUCAGGUGAAGAGUGGUGCUGCAAAGCUGCAUGUGCCUCGGUCGUCGGCAGUUGUUAUUACGCUGCAGCCGGGCGCUGCGGAGCAGGGUGCCACCUACGCCAGCGUCAUUGCCUCGGCGAAGGAGAAAAUAAACCCAGCCGAGUUCGGAGCCCAGGGCGUUCGCCUUCGGAAGGCUGCCAAUGGGGGACGUGUCUUCGAGUUCCCGGGCGCCUCUAGUGGCGAGAAGGCGGACUCCCUGGCCCAAAGGCUCCGGGAGGUCCUGGAUGGUGGUGUCGUCCGCGUCUCCCGGCCUAUUAAGUCCGUGGCCCUACGGGUGGCAGGCUUGGACGACGCCACCACCAGUGCCGAGGUGGUUGCCGCCAUUGCUGCAGCGGGAGGGUGCCCCGCCGAGCAGCUACGGGCCGGCGCAAUGUCGACCGGCCGCGACGGACUGGGAUCAGUCGUGGUCCAGUGUCCCGUCGCGGCUGCAAAGAAGAUUGCGACCGUUGGCCGCCUACUGGUGGGUUGGGUGUCCGCCCAGGCCAGGUUGCUAGAUGCCCGCCCCAUCAGGUGCUUCAGGUGCCUGGCUCCAGGGCACAUAUCUUGCCAGUGCCAAGAGGGAGUUGACCGCUCCGGGCUCUGUUUCCGGUGCGGUCAACCAGGUCACAAGGCCCGCGGAUGCACGGCCGCGCUUCACUGCGUCGUCUGCGCCGCGGCUGGCGCCCCUGCGGAGCACCAUGUCGGGAGCAAGGCGUGCAUCCCCCCAUACAAUGGGAGGAGGAAAAAGAAGGGAGGAGAGGAAGGUCCGAGCCCGACGGCCGGUCAGUCCUCGACCUCAUCCCAACAGGCAGCGGCGCCGGGGGCUGAGGAGGUAGCUAUGGUCGUCGAAUAA
Molecule: messenger RNA, 2220 nt
Organism: Papilio machaon (common yellow swallowtail)
Lineage: Eukaryota; Metazoa; Arthropoda; Insecta; Lepidoptera; Papilionidae
Exons: 1
Coding region: 1-2220 (739 amino acids)
Molecular function (GO): nucleic acid binding; zinc ion binding
Source: RefSeq, a predicted model, not a curated record